AUGGCGAUGGCGGACAUGAUUGCAGAUAAACGACCUUUGAGACACCGGGACAGAGCGACUGAACCCGGGGAAAGCAGCGACAGCGCCUGUCUGACUGAGCUGUAUCUUUUGGAAUGUGGAGGAGCCAAUCCCCUGAUGAAGUUGACCGGUCACAUGACCACCGAGGGCGGGGCAUGGAGACACCGCUCUACGCCAAGUAUUCCUCCGACUCCCAUUGAAAUAGCAACUGAAGAAGAUCUGGUGAAUGAGUUCCUGCAGGCCCCGCCGCGUCCGCCCCAGACGUUUGAUAUGGGACAGCUGCUGGAGGAGAUGCAGCAGAUCGAUCAGCAGAGCUACAGACAGGCGCCGCAGAGAGCUCCAGACGUGGCAGCCCUGGCCCUCUCUGGAGACUGGACAGCAGAGUUCCUCAGUGGGCCCGACUCGGCCUCCGCCCCCCUGGUGGCUCUGGGGGAUGCGGCCGAUGCUGACUGGACCAAGGAGUUUAUCGCUGACGCUGCAGAUCCAGGACGUUGGGCAGAGGAAUAUCUGGAGCAGUCAGAGGAGAAGCUUUGGUUGGGAGACCUGGGAGACAAAGAGAGCGAGUGGACAAAAGAAUACCAUGCAGAGGAUUUAAAGCAAGCGGCAAAUGAGCUCGUAGCAAAAGUCGAGGAUCCUAAAUUACAAAACACUGAGUUCCUGCGGUUCGUUAGGCAGAUUGGGGAGGGCAGUGUGACAGUGGAGAGCAGCACAGACAAACAGCUCAGAGAUAAAGCUCAGGCCCAAGAGGCUCAAAACUGGGCCUCCAGCUUCAACCAGUUCCUGGCCCAGACAGGGGGGGGCAGCCUUCCUCUGCAGCCUCCAGAGGGAGACCAGACCAUUGAGAAAGAUAAAGCAAAGCAGGCAGAGAAGUGGGCAAAGGUCGUCAGGCAGGUGUCUGAAGACUCAGCAGAGGCUUGGGUGGACGAGUUCGCCACAGCAGGGCCGGAGUUCCAACAGGCUAAAGCUGCAGUAGAGAGUGAUGUGGAUUUCUGGGAGAAGCUACAGGAGGAGUGGGAGGAGAUGGCCAAGCGGGACGCAGAGAGCCACCCCUGGUUAUCGGACUUCGACCAGCUCCUCAACUCCUCCUAUGAUAAGGGAUACCAGUUUGAAGAAGAAAAUCCUUAUUUGACACACCCUGACCCUCUGUCGGAGGGCGUGAAGAGGAUGGAGGCAGGGGACAUCCCUGGGGCUGUUCGCUUCUUUGAAAGUGCUGUACAGAAAGAACCAGAGAAUCAACUGGCGUGGCAAUAUCUGGGGACAUGUCAAGCAGAAAAUGAGCAAGAGUUUGCAGCUAUCAGCGCCCUCCGCAGGUGUAUAGAGCUGAAGAAGGACAACCUGACUGCUCUCAUGGCUCUCGCUGUGAGCUUCACAAAUGAGUCUCUCCAUCGUCAGGCUUGUGAGACGCUGAGGGACUGGCUCAGACACAACCCCAAAUACAGCGCUGUCUGGGGCCAGAGCGAGCAGGAGCAGAAGACCAGAGCCAGUGAAAAGGGCAAAGAGAGAGAAGCGUUUGGUUCUCUGCUGCCUGAAUCCUUGUUUACAGAAGUGCAGUCCAUGUAUCUCCAGGCGGCGAACUCGGACCCCUCUGAGGUGGACCCUCAGCUGCAGUGCGGGCUAGGAGUUCUUUUCAACCUGAGCGGAGAAUAUGAUAAAGCAGUGGACUGUUUCAGCGCAGCUCUGUCUGUGACCCCACAGGACUACCUGCUGUGGAAUAAACUAGGUGCAACACUUGCCAAUGGGAGUCGCUCAGAAGAAGCCGUGGCGGCGUACAGACGAGCUCUGGAGCUGCAGCCGGGCUUUGUCCGCAGUCGCUACAAUCUGGGAAUCAGCUGCGUCAAUUUAGGAGCACACAGAGAGGCUGUGGAGCACUUCCUGGAGGCUCUGUCGCUGCAGAAACAGGCCGCAGGCGACGGGGCAAGGGCGGCAAGGGGCCCGGGAGUGGCUGCAGCUGCCCUGAUGUCUGACAACAUCUGGUCCACUCUGCGCAUGGCUCUGAGCAUGAUGGGAGAGAGCUCUCUGUACGGUGCAGCAGACCGGAGGGACUUGGACACUCUGCUCGUUCACUUCUGCCCGCGAGAGUUUGCUGAAAGAGAACCUCAUAUCUUUCCACACGUGGUUAUUCUGAAGUUUCUCACAAUGGGUUCAAGUGAGAGCAAGCUCGCUGUGGAGAUCAAACCAGAGCUCCCCUUUAAAGCCACGAGAGUACAGGAACUUCUGGACCCACGCUCUCCCUCAGUGGGCAUUGACCGCACUCCCAUACAGCUUGGUGUUGCAGGUAAAAGUUCUGUCCAGGUGCGAAAUGUUUGUCUGACAGAGACAGAUCCUCGCUCUCCUUCUGUUGACAUCAGUCGAACACCGGUCAGAGAAGUCGUGAGAGCAACAGUGGGAACCUUUGCGCGACGUCUGGGCAUGCUCUUCCACAGUGAGUUGGAGAACAAAGCCGAACCAAACGACUUUGACGCCUCAGUAGCAGCGGAAGAAGAAGAAUCCAAACCAGAGGAGAUGGCCUCCACAGAGCCCCUUCUGCCCCCACAGCCCUCUGAUAUCGGCUCCCUUGAUGCACAUGCCACCAUGGCUCCUGCUCAAACCGCAAACAGCCCAUUUGUUAACGUGCCACAUCCCCAGGUGGAAGUCGAGCUCGAAACUGAACCGGACAUGAGUCUCGAGGAGGCGGAGGAGGCCCGGGAAACUCCAAUUCACAAAAGACUGAGCAUGAGCCUCAUCGCUUGCCACGAAGGUUCCACUUCCUUACAAAUCUACGACUGUGUGUCCGACAGCUUUGCGAACGCAGACUGCGCUGACGAUUCAACCCCGCUCAUCAAGGAGGAUCAUUCAUAUGCAGUUCCUUCCAUUGCAAUUCAAUCCCCUGUCGAGCAAAGUGUGGUUGAUGACAAGGAGGCAGAGGCUGUGGCCCAAAUAUCUAGUGAGUCAAAGGAGGAGGCGGCUCAAAGUUUACCAGACAUAAAUAAAGUGGUAGAGAAGUCUAUUGCUUCAGAAGAAUCCAAAGCUGAAAGUGAUGUCCCUCGUCCGCUCCACGUCCGCUGCCCCACCAUCGAUCCAAAGAGCCCCAGUCAGAUUGUGUUCAAGCCUCAGUGGUUGGGGAAGGGCUUUGGCGGAGCAGGACACCGGGUCAGAGGGAACGGAGGCUCCUCGCCUCUUGCUCUGCAGGUGGCCGUGAAGAAAGUGUCUAAUGAAAAUAAAGCACACACUGGAAAAGCAAAGUCAAAAGCCAGUGAAGGUCGUUCUCCGUUGCAAACUCUCAAAGAGACAAACUCUCCCCAGGCUCGACGUGCUCCGAUGAAGCUGAAGACGUCCACUCCAGAAGGCCGCAGAAGCGCUCUUGGUGAACGCAGAGUUAUAUCUGUCGCUGUCGACAAAGAAAACUAA
Molecule: messenger RNA, 3405 nt
Organism: Knipowitschia caucasica
Lineage: Eukaryota; Metazoa; Chordata; Actinopteri; Gobiiformes; Gobiidae
Source: the annotation of a GenBank genome assembly